AUUUGGACUAUAUAAAAAACCCAACCGAACUUGAUGUUACAAUUUUGAACAUAACAUUCAAAAUUGUUAAACCAAGAUCUGGUGUGUUUUAACCUACAGAUAUUUCAAACAGUCGAUCAUGAGAGUGCUAUUUGGAAUCUUGGUUUUUAUGGUUGCAGUUCUUUGCUUCUUGGAAGUGGCAGGCACGACAACUUGCCCAGAUGAACACACGCCUUGUAACGACGGAAGUGGAGAGUGUUACCUUACAUUUGCUAAAUGUGGACAUCCUGGAUGGUGUUCACAUGGCUCAAUAGAUCAAACAGCUGUAUGUCAAGGUCCACCCGAUGAAGGUUUUAUGAAAUGCAAAGAUCCUCGUUACUGGUUUCCGAUCGAAGCUGCAUGUAACCACUGGCGAUGGUGUAGAGACGGAGCCGAUGAAGACCCAGAAAUGUGCGGAGAUUAUAAAGACUUUAUGGUUGUUCAAAAUGUACAAUAA
Messenger RNA from Mytilus trossulus (common blue mussel), 475 nucleotides. RefSeq lists its product as uncharacterized. NCBI's taxonomy places the organism in Eukaryota, Metazoa, Mollusca, Bivalvia, Mytilida, Mytilidae. The record is from RefSeq and is a predicted model, not a curated record. The transcript is spliced from 5 exons. The coding region runs from base 119 to 475 and encodes 118 amino acids.